AUGGCGACCGUCGAAGAGCAAGCCGCGACUAUUCAAUUGCUACAACAGCAGUUAGCGGACGCCCAAAGACUUUUAACAGAGCGGGGAGCAAACGCAAAUCCACCUGACGCCGCACAGGGUAAUUCCCCAGCGUCAGGGACACCCAGGCCGGAAGUGGAGGAAAUCAAUAGCACCCCAAAACUGCCGCCAUUUUGGCACAAAAAUCCAAGCCUGUGGUUUGUGCAAGUAGAGGCCCAUUUUCACGCCAGCCGGGUCAAAGCAGAUCUAACCAAGUACUGUAACGUGGUCGCAGCGCUGGACUCUUACACCCUGCAGGCGAUAGAGGACUUCCUGCGGAACCCGCCGCAAGCUGACAAGUACGAACGGCUGAAGGCCAAGCUCAUAACGACGUUUACGGAGUCCCAGGAACAGCAGCUCCGCAAAUUGUUAAAAGAAAUUGAGCUGGGGGACAAAAAGCCAUCACGCCUCCUUUGCGAGAUGAGAGCGCUUGCCAGGGAGCAGGUGAGCAGCGAGGUGGUGAGGACGCUGUGGCUCCAAAGGCUGCCCCCACACAUCCAGUUGGUCCUUUCCACUAUGGACGGGAUGGAUGGAGAGAAAUUGGCCUCCGUAGCAGACAAACUUACGGAAAUUCCAAUGGCGAAUGUAAUGGCGGUAGGCGCCGACGCCAGCGACGCCAACGGCAUCUGCGCCGUGCGCACCCCUCACAGCGCAUCCGCGCAUCAAGCGGCAGCAACUUUAAACGCUGGCGCCACCAACGCGCUUGUGUCUCUACAAAAACAGUUUCCCGCAGGGAAACUAAUGGCACCGUCCCCAAUCGAGGCAAUGGGCGACGGUCUCGAACACCGGACACAUCGCCUCUUUAUCACCGACCCGCCGUCAAACAUUCGCUUCCUCAUCGACACCGGCGCCGAGGUGUCAGUGCUGCCCAAAUGUUUCGCUACAAACUCGGCAACACCAGGGGAAAACGUCCUAUUCGCCGCCAACAACACCCCUAUUCGAACAUACGGCACCCGACGCCUGACCUUAAGUUUGGGGCUCCGCCGGGCUUUUAGAUGGGAAUUUGUAGUCGCCGGAAUUGCCAAGCCAAUCCUAGGGGCAGAUUUCCUCAACUUCCACAACUUAUUGCCAGAUCUCCGGAACCGGAAGCUAGUGGACGCUACCACGCAGCUACACACACGUGGGGUCGUCGCCGCAGGACAAAGUGAGGUAAUCACCACGGUGGCGAGAACAACCCCAUACCACGAACUUCUGGCCGCUUACCCAGAAAUUACCAGACCACAUACCCCCAAGCCCAAAAGCCAGAGCACCGUGCGACACCACAUUUUCACCCAGGGCCCCCCAGUGGCAGAAACCCCCCGGAGGUUAUCGCCGGAGAAAAUGAAAGUCGCGCGAGCAGAGUUCGAAUUUAUGAGCGAGCAAGGGUGGUGCCGACCUUCAAACAGCCCAUGGGCAAGCCCGCUUCACCUGGUGCCCAAGAAAGUUCCCGGACAGUGGCGUGCAUGUGGUGAUUACCGGAAACUCAACAGCAUCACUGUCCCGGACAGAUACCCAAUCCCCCACGUACAAGACUUUGCAUACAAAUUGCAAGGAAAAAAAGUGUUUUCGACAAUAGACCUGGUGCGUGCGUACCAACAAAUCGCGGUCGCGGACGAGGACAUUCCCAAAACCGCAGUGUGCACCCCAUUCGGUCUGUUCGAAUUUACAGUGAUGUGCUUCGGUCUCCGAAACGCGGCUCAGACUUUUCAGCGUCAUGUUAACGCAGUGCUCGGUGACCUGGACUUUUGCCACGCAUACAUCGACGAUAUUUUGAUAGCCUCGGAGUCCCCGGAGGAACAUAAACAGCACCUGAAGGAAGUAUUCGAACGGCUGAGGCAGCAUAACUUGGUGGUAAAUCCUGCCAAGUGCGUGUUCGGUGUGGAGGAAGUGGAAUACCUGGGCCACCGAAUCACCCCCUCAGGCUGUCAACCACUGCCGGCCAGCCGCGCCUCCAGGGAGGAUAAGAGAUCGACCCGACCUCCGAUUAGAUUUCGCGACUACAUUCCGCAUUGA
Molecule: messenger RNA, 2049 nt
Organism: Tribolium castaneum (red flour beetle)
Lineage: Eukaryota; Metazoa; Arthropoda; Insecta; Coleoptera; Tenebrionidae
Exons: 2
Coding region: 1-2049 (682 amino acids)
Biological process (GO): proteolysis
Molecular function (GO): aspartic-type endopeptidase activity
Source: RefSeq, a predicted model, not a curated record